Messenger RNA from Solea solea (common sole), 1333 nucleotides. Its product is annotated as PDZ and LIM domain protein 3-like. Gene Ontology annotation, cellular component: Z disc; adherens junction; filamentous actin. Gene Ontology annotation, biological process: actin cytoskeleton organization; muscle structure development; heart development. Gene Ontology annotation, molecular function: actin binding; muscle alpha-actinin binding. The coding region runs from base 88 to 1035 and encodes 315 amino acids. The transcript has 7 exons. The record is from RefSeq and is a predicted model, not a curated record. Lineage: Eukaryota; Metazoa; Chordata; Actinopteri; Pleuronectiformes; Soleidae.
GUCCUUUGCUCUUUAACUGUGCUCCCCACAGUGUGCACUUCACUGUCUGGGCUGUUGUUAUCUGACAGCAGCGGACAAUAAAGGGUCAUGCCACUCUCUGUCGUGCUGGACGGUCCAGCCCCCUGGGGCUUUCGCCUGACAGGAGGAAAGGACUUCAACCAGCCCCUCUCCAUCUCCAGGAUCACCCCCGGCAGCAAGGCCUCCAUGGCCAACCUGUGCGCUGGUGACCUCAUCGUGGCCAUCGAGGGAGUCCCCGCCACAGACAUGCUGCACUGUGAGGCCCAGAACAAGAUUAAAGAGGCCACCAGCAGGCUCUGCCUCACUGUGGAAAGGAAUGAGUCCAGACUGUGGUCGCCUCAUGUUGUGGAUAAAGGCAGAGCUCACCCAUAUAAGAUCAAUCUGGAGGCAGAACAACAGGAGCUUAAACCGAUCGGCACCGGUCACAACCGCAAAGCUCAGCCGUUUGUGGCAGCAGCAAACCUCGACGACAAGCGCCAGGUGGUCAGUGCGUCCUACAACACCCCAAUCGGCCUUUACUCCUCAGACAACAUUCAGGACGCCAUGGAGGGUCAGAUGCGAGGCUUUGCUCCCCACAAGCCUGAGAGCCCCAGGACUCUGACCAAAAUCGAGGAUUCUGACGUGUACCGGAUGCUGCAGAAAGACGAGGAGGAGCCUCACGAGCCACGGCAGUCUGGCUCCUUUAAAGCCCUGCAGGACUUUAUUGACAGUGAUGGCACACGUCCCAUUGUGACGAAGACGGUCAAAGCCCCCACGACCAAAGCGACUCCACCCACAGGAAACCUGCAGAAACUGCCCGUCUGCGACAAGUGUGGGAAUGGAAUUGUUGGGACAGUGGUGAAAGCACGUGACAAGUACCGUCACCCCGGUUGCUUUGUGUGCUCCGACUGUGACGUCAACCUCAAACAGAAGGGCUACUUCUUUGUGGAGGGACAGCUGUACUGCGAGGCUCACGCUCGUGCCAGAAUGAGACCACCAGAGGGACACGACCUGAUCACGACUUAUCCGUCAGCGUAGAUUCCUCCUCACAUGCAGCACAGGGACACGUGCAGUAAACAGAGACACACUUCUGUGAUCAAGUUGCACUUUUGAAAUGAUUCUAUACGUGCAGUCAAGCGUCAGCAUGUUCCUGUGAACGUUAACAGUUUGCAGUGUUGUCCUGUUAAUACAGAACACAGCUGAUCAGUGAACAGUCAUGUUGUUUAAAGAGCUCAGCAGCAGACUGGACAACAAGACCUCCCCUAUUCUGUAUUUCUUACCAAUUGUUCUCACAAUCUGAUGUCUGUUCAAUAAAGACUUUCUUUUCAAACUGUCA